AUGUAUCUCAAGGUCCUGCCGAUCCGAUACCAGAGCAAUGUCGACUCCUUCGGCGACUGGGUCUCGCUGCUGACGCUGUGCUUCGCGCCCCUGAUCGCCCAUGUGUUCGCCGGCGCGCCGCGGCCGUCGUAUCUGGUCCGCACGCGGCCCUCGUGGCUCGACCAGAUCUGCCUCUUCAACCCGACCUCCAUCAUCUUCCGCUACGGCGCCAUCGUGGAGCGGCGUAUCGGGACCACGCAGUGGACACCCCUCGACGCGGCGGCCACCAACGCCCUCUUCUGGACGCAGCGCGGCUGGGACGGGUCCAAGGCCAUGAUGGCAAACUGUGCCCCGUACUGCACGCUCUCGCCCGAGGCGGCGAGGACGAGGAUCUUCUCGGUGGAGAUGCUGAAGACGGUCAUCACCACCAUCCAAGGCAUCCAGGCCCUGGUGUCUCUGGUCGAAGGUCAGCUCGGCACGUCCCAAGUCCUCCAGGUGGUAGCUCUCGACUCGAUGUUUGGACCGCUGGCCAUCAUUGGCCUGCUGCGUCUCCUUCCGGGCCUGUGGUUGACCGAGGACUUUGUCUUCUCAUCGAAAGACGAACCAGAGACUAGCGAAAUAAACGGCCAUGUGGCAGGAGGCGCAAGGGGGUCCGUGGAUAGCCUUCUGUUGACGCAGGAGCCGUGGAAUGGUGCAGCCCAGCAUUCACGUUUUAGACCCAGUUCUCAUUGGGCCAACCGACUGUUCCAGGUGUUUUAUCUCCUUCUGUUACUGGGGCUGUGGGUACUGGCCGGAUCGUGGACGUUCUUUCACGACAGGUGGAUCACAACGGCGACGUCUUUCGUCGGCGGUACGUUCUACUUCGCGCUGCUCGCGGCAACCAUCGCCAUAUACGCAUACUACCUCGUUCGCAGCCAGACGGACUCGACCAUCAUCCCGUGCGCCUCCCACUGGUGGUACAAGGCAUACAGUAUCAUGGUGGUGCUGUCGAUGGCGACGCUCGUGGUUGUCUCGGCCUUGGAGACGGUCAAGACGGCCUGCGGGGUCUACACGAGCACGCCCCUCAAGAGCGCGGACUGGAUGUGCGCUGUGGGCCCGAGGGUCCAGACCAUAGUAGAGGUCGAUUCUACUUCGGUAGUUGACAAAUCAUUUGGUAUAGCUAUGAAAGAAGACUGGGGCCGGAACCACACAGACCUUGCGCUGGGAGUGGGCGAGUUCUGGGUGGCUAAUUUCACGGGGACUUGUUUGGGCAGAUGGCAGGAAGCCCCCAUUCAGCGCCACGCGUCGACUCUUGGAUUUGCAGACUAUACCAAUGUCACGGGCAAACCGUUUUUCUGA
Neoarthrinium moseri is the source of this 1317-nucleotide messenger RNA. RefSeq lists its product as uncharacterized. Lineage: Eukaryota; Fungi; Ascomycota; Sordariomycetes; Amphisphaeriales; Apiosporaceae. The transcript has a single exon. Bases 1 to 1317 code for a protein of 438 amino acids. The record is from RefSeq and is a predicted model, not a curated record.